Acanthaster planci (crown-of-thorns starfish) is the source of this 5836-nucleotide messenger RNA. RefSeq names its product hypoxia-inducible factor 1-alpha-like. Gene Ontology annotation, cellular component: cytoplasm; nucleus; transcription regulator complex. The record is from RefSeq and is a predicted model, not a curated record. Gene Ontology annotation, biological process: regulation of transcription by RNA polymerase II; cellular response to hypoxia. Gene Ontology annotation, molecular function: protein dimerization activity; DNA-binding transcription factor activity, RNA polymerase II-specific; RNA polymerase II transcription regulatory region sequence-specific DNA binding. NCBI's taxonomy places the organism in Eukaryota, Metazoa, Echinodermata, Asteroidea, Valvatida, Acanthasteridae.
GGCUCUCGCGAUCGCUCUGGAGUCCAUAGUACAGCCAGGCAGUACUGCAGUACGCGUGAAGUAAAACAUGCAAUGCGGACAAUCCUUAGCAGUGUUCUGAGACUGUACCAUUACAUGUUGGACUAGCAUUGUAGUACAGUUAAACUCAAGACCAAAACCCGUUCUCAGUUAUCUACAGUGGUUACCUGUUGAUUGGACACGUUCCUGGGACUUGUUAAUCUGCCUAUUGAAGACACUAAUUGGAGGAAAAACCCGGAAAUAUUAUGCCGACUUCGAAUUCAACAAUAAUGACAUUGUCGACAUCUGCACAACCAAAAGAGAAGAAGAGAAGGAAUUCUGAAAAGAGGAAGUUGAAAUCGCGCAAUGCUGCCCGAACUAGACGGGAGAAGGAGACGGCCAUCUUCUACGAGCUUGCCCACCAGCUGCCCAUGCCACACAGUAUGUGUGCCCAGCUUGACAAGGCCGGCAUCAUGAGGCUAAUACUCAGUUACCUCAAAGUGCAGAACUUCACACCAACAGCCAUCAAGUCGGAACCCAUGGACCUUGAUGAGGAUGCUCCAGUCACAGCAGAACAGCUCAUUGAUAACUACUACCUCAAGGCUCUGGAUGGCUUUGCCAUGAUGCUGUCGCAAGAGGGUGACGUCAUCUUUAUCUCCGAAAAUGUCUCGCAGUACAUCGGCCUCAAACAGAUUGACUUGAUUGGACAGAGCAUCUAUGACUUCUCCCAUCCCUGUGACCAUGAGGAGAUCAGGGAACACCUCUCUGACCAUCCCUGGAUGGGGCAGUCCCACAGCACCAAGGCGGCCAAGCGCCAGCAUCAAGAGAAACAUAGCUUCCUGAUGCGCAUGAAGUGUACCUUGACUGCCAAAGGGAAGAUAGUCACAUUGAAAGCGGCCACAUACAAGGCAAUGGAUUGCAAUGGAAUCCUGAAAGUUUCUCCUUCUGUGGUGACCUCCAAUGGUUACCGGCUGCCCCAACUGAGCUGUCUGUCACUCAUCGCCAUGCCCAUCCAUCAUCCAGCCAACAUAGAGAUACCCAUGGAUGAACAGACUUUUCUGACCAGACAUAGCAUGGACAUGAAGUUCACAUACUGCGAUGACAGAAUUCAGGACCUCCUUGGCUAUGAUCCAGAAGACUUGGUGGACCAAUCCUUCUAUGAUUUCUACCAUGCCUUGGACAAUCACACCAUUGACAAAUUUCACAAAGAUUUGUUUGCCAAGGGACAAGCUACGAGUGGACGCUUUCGCUUCCUUGCCAAGAAGAGUGGCUAUGCCUGGAUGGAGACGCAGGCUACUAUCAUCUACAACAACAAAACCAACAAACCACAGUGCGUGGUCUGCAUCAACUACAUGAUCAGUGGCAUUGAGGAUGAGGAUGUAGUGAUUGCAACUCACCAGCUGGAUGAAGCCAUGCAGAUGAGCACAGAGAAGACCUUCAUGCCUCGGCCUGAUGGCAUGGAUGAUGAUGAAUUCCCUCUCUACUUGACGGGAUCAAAGAGUAAUGUGGUGAACGCAGAGGAUUUGACCUACUUGGCCCCGACUGCUGGUAAUGCUAUGGUCCCCCUAGACUUCCCAAGCCCCCCUGUCCCCAUCACCGAGAGUGACCAUAUUCCCAAACCCGAGAUGGAUGGCCAGCAGGAGUUUGUGCCGUUUUUCCCAUUUGUUCCAUUGACCCCCAGUGCCGAUGAGAAGCAAACCAGUGACGGGGGAGGCAUGACAAACCAGGAAUCACCUGCCAGGAAGGUGGUGACACCUGACUUGAUUCUCCCUGACAAGAACUCUCCCAUGAGCUCGAGUAAAGACCCUCUCAUGCUGGACUGCACCACAGAGGCUGGUGGCCAACUUCACGCUGAUGACUUGUCAAUGCGGGCGCCAUACAUCUCCAUGAGUGAUGACUUGGACUUUGGCGGAGACAAACUCAUGGUUGACACGCAGCUGGCUGAGACUUGGGAACCUGUGGACCUUUUUGGAAACAUGAACAGCAAUGGCUACAUGGACUCAGUGAUAUCACCGUCGUACAAAGACCAGAAGCAAGAAUUACUGAGUCCAUCGUCUGGUGCCCUUACUGCUCCUAGCACGCCUUAUAGUCCACAGUCACGGUCACCGUUCAGUCCCCAGUCAGUGAUGUCACCCGUCAAUAAGCUUUGCCAGAGCCUGCCUAACCUGUGGUUGGCUCGCGACGAUGACCACCCUGGGCCGACCUCAGCCACAGGGCAGCCUACCAGCUAUUGGGACACCAACAAGUCUCCUCCCCCUCUCCUGCCUAUGUCUCCGCAGACCUGUUCACCCCUCGUCAGCCCUGCUGGACGCCCAGCCUCCACAGAGAACUACAGCAGUUUCUCCAGCGGGAAGCAUCCCCCAAGGCCGGAGGUACAGCAAGCCCUGAAGAGGAAACUAGAGACUCGGAGCAACAAGAGAGCCAGACAGUACAAAGUGGCUCGACUAAACGAUGGAGGGACAGAUUUGGGGGGAGGGAACAGUCCAGGAGGGAGAGGAGGUGGCAGAGGAUGGAGCGUCUCUAAGGGGGGCCUGGAACUGGAUGCAUUACAACCUCCAGGACGUGGCAAAGACAUAAGCAGUCUGCAGUCACUGUUGCUGCAACCAGCUGGUAGAAGCAUCAACAAUCACUUUGGCCACUCGUUGCUCCUACAGAAAGUCGCUCAACAGGUGGUCAACAAACAAGUAGGUAGUGGUGGAACCAACAAGGCUGACGCCAGUAAGUCCUUGCUUUCUGUUAGCGGCGGUCAGGAACACUUCCCUCUCUUCCAGGCCCAGCCCUCGCCAGGUGAUGCCGAGGACGGAUUGGUGGACAGCAACAACCUCCUGAGCUGCCUGCCGCUGAUCACGAGACAGGACCUAGACGUCAACACGCCCCUGCAGGCCUCGGCGGGACUGCUACAGGGCGAAGAGUUAUUGCGGGCGCUGGACGUACCCUGAGGGGGUAAUGUUGCCACAACAAAUGCUAACACAGCCUCUGUCGCCGACAACAGCACAAUGUCAGCAGACGAACAUUUGUGUAAAGAUAGUAAAUGUACAUAGAGUGUGUUGGUGACCAACUAUGAAUCAUAUAUUUUAGUACUGUAAAUGAGUGGAUGGCGUGUGCUGUCGCACGCACGUUGACUGUGUUCUUAUACAUUGUUUGAAUGCCUAAAUGCGUACCACAGCAAACUUCAAAUGUGCCCUUAUAGACACUUUGCCAGCACAGGAUGGUCUGCCAAUCUGAAUGCCUGUGGUGAAUGUGACCUCAUACACAUUUUGUAGUUGUGUACCAUGGUGCUUUAAAAAUGCAGAGCAGUGUCCAUCCUGGACGUCUGUAAGUUGCAAAUGCACACUUUGAAUGAGUGCCCUUAACGCUCAUGUCCACAUGAACAUGCAGUUUGAACUGCUAAUCAUUUGCAGUUGGGACUCUGGUUUUUAAUACAUACCAUGUAUGUUUACUUUUCGCCUCAUACUCUUUGCUCCAAGUUCAUGGUGCUGUGCCAUGAUCGUGGUAUUCGAAUAUAGUGUUCCAGACCUUUCGAGCCAGGAAAGGGCAUAUAUUUCCCAAGAUGAGAUUUUCCCUCAAAUCACUAAAUGUUCUGAAAGAUAUUAAACCUAUAUUAUGAAGUAGUAUUUAGCUUUCUUGAAUUAUCUGAACGGUGAAGUUCCGUUAUGGGAUAUAUUGUCUAUCUUGUCAUUGUAUUAACUAAUCCUAACUCUCUAGGGUGUGUGUAAAAUCAUAUUGAAAUCUGAGGAUUUAGCCCUGUUAGGGUUCAAAGAAUCUUAUGUGAUGCUUUAUAAGCAGGAGUUAGGACAAUCUUGAACAUUUCUGGCGGUCCAGUGUUUUGAUGGCAUUUGGGAUUGGGUCUGGGGAACACAGGUCUGGAAUCCAUUUCAUGCAAUUGGCAUGGACAGAAAAUAUUGGUCAGCAAAUUUAUGUGCAAAGUCCAGACCAGUGGAGAACCAGACGCAAGAGAUCUUUCAGACUUUUGUCUGAAUUCAGACAUUUUGAAUCUGAUAGAAAACAUUAUUGGUAUAGGAAGAAAUGCACCUUGCAGACUUUUGAUACCCAGUUUCAGACAUUUUUUAAAAUGAUAAUCUCAUCCCUGGAACCAGUGGCACAGACUGUACAUCAUGUGACAUGUUGACUGCUAACCACUGUUUUUGGCUAAGCAAAUAUUUUCUGUGCUUAACCAAAUGUUUAGCUCAGACUGUAGCACUAUGUAAUAGGCCCUGGGUGUGAAGAGCUUUUCCCUCAGACUAACAGAGGUCCUCUUCUUUCCCUCAUGCAUGUCGUUGCAACAUAGAAAAAACCUGCACAAGCAUCCUGUGCAGAUUGGAAUUUCUUAUUCUUUUCCUUCCUUGAUUACUGCCUUAGGUCCUCUCUUACUACAUUUCAAAAAGGAUGCACUGUUGAUGUUGUGACUGAAGUAAAGAGUGCGCUUUCACCAUUGCAAUGACAGAUGAUAAAGUGGGGCCUGUUCUUCCCUUCCCCCACAUUAGGCAUCUCUGGCGUUGCUUGCAUUACGGUUAGUUUAUUUACAUGGUAAAGUAUGCAAUGAAUUCACUCAUGAUUGUUAACAUUAAAAUAAAAACGUAGCAAUGUCCGACUCUCCCGCACAAAGACAUAUUUUGUAGAACUAUUUUUAAUACGAUAAGUGUAAGGCUGAUACUCGUGUUCAAAAGGGUUUCUGGGUCAUUUCGGUUUAAGAUUCAAUUUGUGGCCCUUUCUAUUCUCCGGUUCAUUCAACACAAUUUCCAGUAAGAGCUUGUGCACCUGUAUACAUGUACCGCCUGGAUUUUAAGUUAAAAACAUUCGUAAUUUAAAUUUUCAAUUUGUUUUUGCCAAAGCAGCACAAACUUUUUUAUCAACCAUUGUUGCACCACAUAUUUCUCAUGUAAAAAAUGCUGUAAAUUGCCAACCUUUAGAUUCUAAGUUCCUUAAAUACAUUGGAGUUUCUGUCCACCACACAAAGUUGCAUGCAUGGCAUUCAACGAGCGCAACGCUGUCAGAAAUGUCCCACCUGAAAACAUAACUUUAGUUGUGUUAUUUAUUCCUGGAUUGUGAAGAGAGAGGGAAGAAAAAAAGAUACACAACCGUGCAGAGGGUUAAAGCUUCUUUAACGGGCAUUUUUUGUUGGCGACUUCUGUAGUAACAAUUAAUGUACACCUGACCAGGAAAUGUAAUCCUAAAUGUGAGAUUAUUGGAAAUUGAUGACGUUUGUCAGUAGUGUUUCCUUGUGUUCACUUUCAUUAGCUUGUUCACUAAGAUUGAUCAGACUGUGGUAUUUGGGAUGGAAAAGAAUUGUUGAAUGAUCUUAAAUGCUCCUGUGUUGUAUUGUUCUGAAGUUAUUGUACAGGAAGAAAAGGGGGGAAAAAUUAUGAGGUUUAUGAGGUUUUUUGGCUUUCCAAGACUACUGUGGUGUUCAGUAUUGAUUAGACUGCACAGGCAGAAGUAUAUAUUACGUUUGAAGAAAAUAAGAUCUGAAAUAGUGGUCAUUUUGGUUGUUUUGUGAAAAUGAAUAAAGUAAAAUUGUACUGCCUUUGAUAUGUUGCUAAAAUGAGCAGACUUGUAGCUGUAAUUGCUGUAUUAGUUUGUUGCCUUCAGAAUUGGCUGAAUUAUGUAUUAACUUCUAAGAAAUUGACAGUCUUAUAAAAAUUGCUCCCUUGUGUGGUGCUAUAAGUGUGUUUUUAUUAUUACCGUUACAGCACAGGUGAAGAGGAAUUGUUGAACAAAUAUACGUUAUUAUUAAUACAAUUGUGGUGAGGCCAGGGAGGUAAUUUUACUUGAAUAAGUCCUGACAGUUUUUUCCUAAACUAAUAAACCACUCUUCUGUAUUAAAUGAAAAAUGACAGAA